AUGCUCACUUAUAUAUACGAAUUAAUUGAUAAAAGCCAAGGAUCAAUAUCCAUCAGUGAUUUCAUCAUGAAUGCUGCUCUAUACCAUAAAGAAUAUGGCUAUUACAUGAAUAAAUUACCGCUUGGCAGUGGUGGCGAUUUUAUCACAGCACCUGAAAUUAGUCAAUUGUUUGGUGAAAUAAUUGCAGUUUGGCUAAUGUACACAUGGAAAAAAUUGGGAAAGCCAUCAAAAUUUUCUCUAGUUGAACUUGGGCCAGGUAGAGGAACACUACGGUGUUUUUGCACAUAUUAUCCCCAAUAA
Messenger RNA from Brugia pahangi, 300 nucleotides. The record is from the annotation of a GenBank genome assembly. Lineage: Eukaryota; Metazoa; Nematoda; Chromadorea; Rhabditida; Onchocercidae.